GGAAAAAAAAAAGCCUUGGGCACAGUCCCAGCUCCUGUUCUUGCACAUCCUUAGGGAAGGGGGUCCUUGCUGCUGUCCUUUCCUUCUCAAUGCAGUGAACAUCAGAAGGCCACAGGAGAAGGCGCUGCCAGGCAGCCAGGAGCCCGAUGCCACAAGAGGUAGGGGGAUGCAGCAGCCGAGGGCGAGCUGGUCUCCUGUCCAUGUUUCCCACACCUUCCCCAACAGCCAUGAAGGACGACACAGAGGUCAUCUUGUACCCCGAGGCACUGGAUCAGAGCAAGGAAAACGCCAACCCUGUGGCUCCAUCUUUGCCUCGGUUCUUGUUAACUGAAUUCUCCAACCCUGUGUUUGAGGAGGACAACAAAGGGCCAGACCAGAGUCAAGCAGACGUCGAGAACGGAAGCCACACAAAACUCUCCGCCAACGGCUUUGCCCAACAGGUCUGGGACGUCGCUAGCAGGAAGUUCAAGCCGGACUGCAAGUUCUCCUGGCUCUGCGUGGCUGUCCUCAGCACAGUCCUUCUGCUCCUCCUGGCCUUACUGGUCGUCAUCAUCGUCACCUCCCAGCUGAAAUCCCCUGAGCCACUCAAACCCUUACCCGGUGCUUCUGAUGCUCACACCAUCACCAUUACCUCAGCUCCCAUCACCAGGACCUUGCCAAUCCCUGAGUCCACAAGCACACCUACCAAGGAAGAAUCGCACGGAACCAGAACUCCAGCACCACCAUGUGGGGGGAUCCUACAUGGCCCCAAGGGCACCUUCAGCUCCCCCAAUUACCCAGCCCCCUACCCUCCCAAUAUCCUGUGUGAAUGGCACAUCCAGGUGACGGCAGGGAUGGCGAUCCAGCUGAAGGUGGAGGUGUUGGAUCUUGAGCAUUCUGCCUCGUGCCUCUAUGACAGGCUGGAGAUAUUUCAGGAGCAGAAUGCUUCCUCAUUGUGGGAUGGGAGUGCCAGGUACUGUGGCUCUGUGGCACCUGCAACAAUCAACACCAACUCCAGCCGGCUUCAGGUUGUCUUUGUUUCAGAUGAUGACACUGCUUCCUCAGGCUUCACUGCCUGGUAUCGGGCCAUUCCACCCAGUGAAAAGAACUGUUCCUGGGAUGAAUUUCUCUGCGACCAGGGGCUGUGCCUUCUUUCUGUCUUUGUAUGUGAUGGUUCUUAUGACUGCCAUGACAAGAGAGAUGAAGCCAACUGUAGCACAAAGCACAAAGGAUGUGAGGGAACCCUGACCGACUUGGACGGAGAACUUUUCUCCCCAAAUUACCCUCGGCCAUAUGCACAUUUGCAGCUCUGUCUCUGGCAUAUCUCCGUGCCUGUGGGCCACGUGAUUGACUUGCAGUUCCACAACUUCAGCCUCGAGUCGCAGGAGGACUGCAACUAUGACUUCGUGGAGGUGUACGAUAGCGCAGGAAUGGGGACAACCAGCAUCAUGGGCAGGUUCUGCAGCUCCAACAUGCCCCCUGUCCUGACCUCCUCACAACAUGUCAUGACGGUCCUGUUCGUGGCAGAUGAGGGCAUAGCUGAUGACGGGUUCUUCGCCACUUACCAUGCCCGCAACGCCACAGAAAAAACAUGCAGCCCAUUGGAGUUCUCCUGCAGAAACGGUGAAUGCCAAGCUCAGGAGCUGGUCUGCGAUGGCUGGCACAACUGCCUAGAUGGAAGCGACGAAUUCAACUGCACAAGCAUCUCCUAUUUACCUAUCGAGCCAUCCUGUGAGCCAGUUGAGGUGGAGAUGUGUUUGGGUCUCAGUUACAACGCCACCUCCUUCCCCAACAUCUGGCUGACCAUCACAGACCAGCAAGAGGCUGAAGAGCAUCUCCUGGACUAUAUGAUGCUGAAGGACUUCUCUUGCUAUCCAUCUCUGCGCUUGCUAAUGUGCAGCCUCUUUGUACCAAAAUGCACGCCGGACGGGGGCAUCCUGCAGCCUUGUCGCUCUGUGUGCCUGGCAGCUGAACAGAGCUGCCAGCAGUCCCUCACCCUUUUGGGUCUCCCAUGGCCCCUGAACUGUAAUGUUCUGCCUGAGUCCACCAACCCUUUGGAGUGCGUCCUGCCAUAAAGGGGCUGCCCUUGCUUAGUCAGGAGGACCCUCCACUUGAGGUGCCAUGUCAGCAGAACACCCCUCUCAUCGUCACCCGCCUUGGUGGGAGAACCUUUGGAGGCAGCCAGUUCCCAAGUGGAAGUUCCUUCCGGAAGGGCCUUGAAAUCGAGUCCAGCCUCAGCACUCUCUCGGCAUCACUCACAAAUGUCUCUCUAAGGAAUCAGUGGAGUGGAGUCUCAACAUCAGAAGCCCAAGUGGCACUAUUGGGUCAAAUUUUAGAUUAUAAGCACCUCAAGGCUGAGACCUGUCCCCAUCCUCAUAUCCUUUGUAAAGCUCUAUGCAACUUGACGACACAGUAUAAAUAAAGUGAAUGAUAAUAUAACGGAGGCUGCAGGGCCUUCCAUCAGAAUUAGAGCUGCACUAUUUAGUUUGGCUGAUUUAGAAGUCUUUAUGAUCGAUUUUAAAAGGCAGAUUUUUACAAAAUUAAUGAUUAAUGUUAAUGAUUUUUAACAUACGUAUGUACGAAUCCACAGCUUGUGAGCCCCUUCUUAGAGGAGGAAUUCUUCUCUUGCAUGGGAGCAAAAGCCUCUUGUGAAAUGGAUGCCUGCAGCUGCACAUGUAGUUAUGCGUCAGUGGCAUAUGCGUGUAUCAUCUGAAAACAAAGAAUGAGAGUUUUGUCCAUGGGAAUUAUGCUGUUUGUAUGCAGAUUCAUUCAGACUUAGGUGAUUCAUGCAUUGAAUAAAAAUCUG
This is a messenger RNA of Rhineura floridana, 2785 nucleotides long. It is a transcript of the gene MFRP, whose product is annotated as membrane frizzled-related protein. Lineage: Eukaryota; Metazoa; Chordata; Lepidosauria; Squamata; Rhineuridae. Gene Ontology annotation, molecular function: protein binding. The record is from RefSeq and is a predicted model, not a curated record. The coding region runs from base 147 to 2054 and encodes 635 amino acids. The transcript is spliced from 13 exons.